Molecule: messenger RNA, 593 nt
Organism: Phlebotomus papatasi
Lineage: Eukaryota; Metazoa; Arthropoda; Insecta; Diptera; Psychodidae
Exons: 1
Coding region: 102-593 (163 amino acids)
Source: RefSeq, a predicted model, not a curated record
AAUUCUUUGAAGUGGAUAAUUUUGUCCCAGGAUAUUAUUUCUACGGACAACCAAUUCAACGGAGAGUUUUUCUGUACAACCAUGAACCUCUCCAGAGACAGAUGACUAUUCAGUAUCAGCCACCUCAGUGGAUGCAUCAAGUCUCUUCAACGUCCGAUGGAGGUGUGUCAGCCUUUGUUGCAGGAAAUUCCGGAUCAACAGGAACAGUCUUUCAGCCAUCCCUUGCUGAAGAAUCCACAGCGAAUGCCGAUGAAUCUUUUGCCACGGCUGAGAGUGAUCCUGAAGUAUCUUCAAAGACGGAAAUCCCAAAAACUGAUCCAGAAGUGACAGAAAAAGUUUCUCUACCAGAGAAAAAAGUUCAAGUUUUGGAGGAAUCUGAUGAAGAUCAGGAUGAUUUCUUUGAAGACAGACGUCGACCAAAUUCAUCAAAAUCAAAGGGCAUAAUGUUGUUUCCUAUGAAAUUUGGUUCUACUGAUGGAGCAGCAAUUGCCAUCGCCAACAGUUAUAGCACAGGAAGGGGAGGAAAUGCUGUUAGUCACGCCACAGCUUAUGGAAAUCCAAUGGAAAAGAAGAAAUUCAGAGAAAUUCCUUAG